Molecule: messenger RNA, 540 nt
Organism: Hemibagrus wyckioides
Lineage: Eukaryota; Metazoa; Chordata; Actinopteri; Siluriformes; Bagridae
Gene: ppp1r17
Product: protein phosphatase 1 regulatory subunit 17
Exons: 4
Coding region: 87-353 (88 amino acids)
Biological process (GO): regulation of phosphatase activity
Molecular function (GO): protein phosphatase inhibitor activity
Source: RefSeq, a predicted model, not a curated record
CCUCUUUGGUACAUAAAGCAUCUUCACUUUGAUGUGAACUUCCACUCUUUGCAUCUCUACCGCUCUGAACCACUGGGACUGCCAGCAUGUCUACAGUCUGUGUGAGGUCACUCUCAGAGACAGCCGAGCACAGACUCAACAAGCAGGAGCAUCCCUAUGAGGACACCGAGAUGGACAGUCAGAAGCUCAGAAGCUCAGACGACAAUCAGCAAGAAGAACUGGGACAAAAGAAACCACGCAGGAAAGACACGCCUGUGCUCAACUCUCCUCCUCUCAUACCAGGGGUAAGGUUAAUGAAAGGGGAAGCACGUCUGAUUCACUUGGAAGAUGAAGAAAAGGAGACAAAGAAAUAGCUGAAUUUUUAGACUUUUAAAAUGGUGUGGUUAUUGUUACCAUGAUUUGCUCUGUGUGUGUUAAAGUCUGUGACAUUUCUAUGGUUAAUUUAAUGUUUCACAUGUUUACAAAUUUCUGCAACCUUGUUAUGUUGAACAGUUUUGUUUUAUUCUGAAUAUUGUAAGAAAAAGCAUAUUUGGUGGCCUA